GCAAUUUCACGGCUCACCCUGAGCCUUUAGGUGUGUUAGGCCGUAUAACAAUUUAUCGCAUUGUUGGGACAAAAAGUAUUAUUAUUUAAGUGAAUUAUCAGGAUCUAAAGUAGUGAUAAUGGAGCCGUAUGACGUUAUUGUUAAUCAGCCAGUAGUCAUCGACAACGGCUCUGGAGUGAUAAAAGCAGGUUUUGCUGGUGAUCAGAUACCAAAAUGCAGAUUUCCAAAUUACAUUGGAAGGCCAAAGCAUGUCAGAGUGAUGGCUGGAGCCCUGGAGGGUGAUCUCUUCGUGGGUCCAAUAGCCGAGGAGCACCGAGGUCUCCUCUCCCUGCGCUAUCCCAUGGAGCACGGCAUAGUAACUGACUGGAAUGACAUGGAGAGAAUCUGGUCGUAUGUGUACAGCAAGGAUCAGCUGUCCACGUUCAGCGAAGAACACCCAGUCCUGCUCACCGAGGCCCCUCUCAAUCCGAGGAAGAAUCGAGAACGUGCAGCCGAGAUAUUCUUCGAGUCCUUCAACGUACCAGCUCUGUUUGUCUCCAUGCAAGCAGUUCUUAGUCUGUACGCCACUGGGAGAACCACUGGUGUUGUACUCGACGCUGGAGACGGCGUGACCCACGCUGUUCCCAUCUACGAGGGCUUCGCCAUGCCCCACAGCAUUAUGAGGGUGGACAUUGCUGGAAGAGAUGUCUCCAGGUAUCUCAGACUCCUUCUGCGCAAGGAGGGUGUCAAUUUCAAGACAACUGCUGAAUUUGAAAUUGUCAGGACAAUCAAGGAACGCUCCUGCUACUUGUCGAAUAAUCCGCAGAAAGAGGAGACUGUUGAGACUGAGAAGUUUCAGUAUGUUUUGCCUGAUGGAAGCUAUCUGGAGAUUGGCCCUGCGAGGUUCAGGGCACCUGAAGUACUCUUCAGACCUGAUCUCAUUGGGGAAGAGUGCGAGGGUCUCCACGAGGUGCUCAUGUAUUCUAUUCAGAAGUCUGAUCUCGAUCUGAGGAAGGUCCUCUUCCAGAAUAUUGUACUGUCCGGGGGAUCCACUUUGUUCCGAGGCUUCGGUGAUAGGUUACUAGCGGAAAUUAGGAAGAUGUCACCUAAGGAUAUUAAAAUCAGGAUAUCAGCUCCACAAGAACGUUUAUACAGUACAUGGAUCGGAGGUUCCAUCCUGGCAUCACUAGACACAUUCAAGAAGAUGUGGGUGAGCAAAAGAGAGUAUGACGAGGAGGGCAGCAGAGCGAUACAUCGUAAAACCUUCUGAGCUGUUUAAUUAUCGCUAAAAAUAAUUGGGAAUUAACGAAAAAUCGAACAAAAAAUACUUAACACGCAAGUAACGCUCGGCACAAGACAUUUUUACACGUGUUCGAAUAAUUCCCCUUACUCCAAUGUCCCAUUGAGGGGGUUCCAAUGGGAGGAAGAGGAUUAAAGAUUAAUUUUAUAUAUCAAGUAAUUUGGCGGCCACUCUCGCAGUGGUGUUAACAAUUUUUCCCUCUCAAUGAUUGACGAAUCAUUAGAUAUAGUUGAAUGUCUGGCUGCAAUCCCAGUGAGAUUCGUCGGACAUUUAAUAUUUAAUUGUGGAAAUGGUGAAUCAAUAAUGAAGUAGUGAAACAAUACACUGAAGAUAUGAGUUGGGCUUUUACUAAUUUUUUUAUUUCAAUGCUGGAGGAAGGCUUAAUAGCUUAAGGCGAUUGAGAAUUUUAUAAUUGUCUCAGAGCGGGCAUUUUUAUUCGUGACAGAAGUUCCUUUUUUCACCCCUUUCUUAAAAAAGAAAACCUGCAUUGGCCCGAAAAAAUGUCAAGGUAUUUGCUCUCAAAACCACUAAUUCUGGAGAUAAGCACAAGAAAACAAUGACACUGGUGUUUCACUAGUUCAUAACUGAUCCGCCAAGUUGCCUAUUUAUGUACUCUUUUUUUUAUACUAUUCACUUAAUAUUUAAUGAUAGAAGAGUGUAACGGGGGAUCAUUGAGAGCGCUUUGUUCAUGUGUUAUUAUUUCUUUUCGGUUGAAGAAAAACUCAUCAAUAAUAAUGGAGCACUGUUUUUGCAACGCGUAUUUGUAAAUAUGUAUGCUUGGUAAAAUAAAAUAUUUAAAAGAAAACAGUGCAUUGGAGUUGUUUUCGUUCUGGUGAAUAUUUUUUGAGCUUCUGGUGUUAUUUCAGACCACAUGAAAAGCGAGAAUGGAAAUAUAUAGAUUUACGUAUGUCUUGUAUCGUAGGUUUCUUUGUUUAAAAAUUUGUUCUGUAAUGGAAAAUUUUUACCUGUCAUUUUCCUCUUCAAAUAAUAAAAAUUAUAAUCAAAGGUA
Molecule: messenger RNA, 2288 nt
Organism: Diachasmimorpha longicaudata
Lineage: Eukaryota; Metazoa; Arthropoda; Insecta; Hymenoptera; Braconidae
Gene: Arp1
Product: actin-related protein 1
Exons: 5
Coding region: 119-1249 (376 amino acids)
Source: RefSeq, a predicted model, not a curated record